Oncorhynchus nerka (sockeye salmon) is the source of this 3268-nucleotide messenger RNA. RefSeq names its product ABC transporter G family member 20-like. Gene Ontology annotation, biological process: transmembrane transport. Gene Ontology annotation, molecular function: ABC-type transporter activity. The transcript has 15 exons. The record is from RefSeq and is a predicted model, not a curated record. Gene Ontology annotation, cellular component: plasma membrane; ATP-binding cassette (ABC) transporter complex. Lineage: Eukaryota; Metazoa; Chordata; Actinopteri; Salmoniformes; Salmonidae. The annotation marks the transcript as partial.
AAUCAGGGUCUAAUAGAAAGGAAGAAAUCACUAAAAACAUGUGGACAGAAAUCUGUUCAGAGAGCUGAGAAACAAGGUCAUCUCCAGCUACAAGGUCAUCUCCAGCUACAAGGUCAUCUCCAGCUACAAGGUCAUCUCCAGCUACAAGGUCAUCUCCAGCUACAAGGGCAUCUCCAGCUACAAGGUCAUCUCCAGCUACAAGGUCAUCUCCAGCUACAAGGUCAUCUCCAGCUACAAGGUCAUCUCAGGCUACAAGGUCAUCUCCAGCUACAAGGUCAUCUCCAGCUACAAGGUCAUCUCCAGCUAAGACAAUCAACAGACAACUUCUUCAUAAAUGAGGUGGGUCUGAUGAGGAAUGGCCGACUGUUGGCCGAGGGACAUCCAGAAACCAUGAUGAAACAGCACAAUGCACCGACCCUGGAGAAAGCCUUCCUGCAGCUGUGUGAGACCUCAGACCAGGUGGACUCCAAACACAGCACCUCCCCUCUGGGCGGGGUCCUAGAGAGCAGCCAAUCAUUCGAGAGCGGCCGGGACGAGAGUCUACCAAUCCUGGGAGCCGGAUCGGGACCAGUAGAAGAGCUGCCCAAAUACUCAGCGGACUGGAAGGUACGAGUCAGGCAUGUGAUGCCAAAGUGGAGGAACAUCGCAGCUCUGAUUAUCAAGACCACGGUGCGGAUGAAGAGAAUGCCAGGGUCCCUGUGUUUCCAGUUCCUACUGCCAGUCAUCCAGAUCUCUCUGAUGUGUCUGUGUAUCGGAGGAGACCCCAAAGGAAUACAGGUGGCUGUGGUCAACAAUGAGACCUCCUCCAGCUCCUAUAGCCAAUCCCUGCUCUCCUUCCUGGACAACUCCAGCGUGCAACAGGUGAACCUGUCCCAUGCUGAGGCUUUUGCAGGGGCCUAUAACGGAGAGUACUGGGCCGUCAUCGGGUUUGGAAAGAAUUUUACCAGCUACCUGACCAAGAGGAUGAUCCAGAGGCAGGUCUCUAAGGAGGUGGUGGAUGGAGGGUCGGUGCACGUCUGGUUGGACCUGACCAAUCAACAGAUCGCCAUGAUGCUUCAGAAGAAACUAGCAGAUGCCUUUGAGGACUUCGUCCAGUAUAAGAUGGGGAGCAUGUCUUACCUGGUCUCUCUUCCUGUCAAGUUUGAGGAGCCCAUCUAUGGCAGCAUGAACUCAGACUUCACCACGUUUGUGACGCCAGGCGCCGUUCUGAGCAUCACGUUCUACCUGGCAGUGGGCUUGACGGCUCUGUCCUUCGUGAUAGAGAGGAAGGAGGGACUAAUGGACAGGUGCUGGGUUGCAGGUGUUAGUUCGUUGGAGACUGUGCUGGCCCAUCUCAUCUCCCAGCUGUUUGUCAUCAGCAUCCAGGUCAUUCUACUACUGCUCUUAAUGCUGCUCGUCUUCAAGAUCCCUAAUGAGGGGAGCCUGGUGUUGGUUAUAGCUCUGAUCGGCCUGCAGGGUGUGACUGGAAUCUCCUUUGGUCUGGUCAUCUCAUCUGCCAUCGAUGACGAACAGAACGCCAACCAGGCUGCUCUUGGUAUCUUCUACCCCAACCUCAUCGUUAGUGGUAUAAUCUGGCCUGUGGAGUGCAUCCCCUAUCCACUACGUUACAUCAGUCUGGCCCUGCCCCAGACCUACGCUUCUGAAGCCCUACGAUGCAUCAUGUACAGAGGCUGGGGUCUCUCCAGGAUGAUGGUGUGGCGAGGCUUCGCUGUCACCCUGGGCUGGAACACUUUCUUCGUCAUCCUGGCCAUCGUCAUCCUCAAGCUGAGGACCUGAGACGUCUACCUGGGGGGGGAUUCCUAGUCUCGGGAUGUCUGUGUCGGGGGACACUGUGCUUUAAGGGAGAAAGUGCUGGUUUUCCAGAGUUCAUCUUGCAGACAGACCCACACCGACACGCACAAUCACACCCCCUCCUCCCCCCUCCUGCUUGCCAACUAGCCAACCCUGAGAACCAGAGUCUAUGGGUGAAGGACCACUAGGUGGGGCGAUUCAUUCCAAAUCUUGCAGGUAGAAAUCUACUUCAUAGAAAGGAUAGCGUUCUCUAUUCCAUUAGAGAGUUGUGGCUGCUCUUUUAUGUUGUCGUCUUUCAUGCUGCGAUGCUUUGAAUGUUUCAACCGCCUCAAUCUGCCCUGCAGGCAAUGUUUCUCAACCCAGUUGUUUUACAGCCUAUUCUAUUACAUACAGCCCAGCUAGCACAUUUGGUUCCUUUGAAGUUGUAGGAACGUAUGUUUUUGGUUUCACAUUGGUUGUGGGAAGGAAGCCAUAGUUUCCUGACCGGUAAAACUGAAACGUUCUUCAAACAUUCUGAGAAGAGAAGUUCCAGGAACAAGAUGAAUUGUCACGUCGUACUUCUCUGAACUAUCUGAGAACGUUCCCAACGUCAUACCAGUUGGAGAACAUUACCAACAUUGAAAUGAAAUGUAGCUGUAUUUGAACUUAUAUGAAACGUUGAAAUACAUAACGUAAUGAAAUAACAAAAUACGUUUUUGUUGUUGUCAAGUUCAUUAAAUGGGCUGAGAAUGUUCCAAAGCCAAACAACUAUCCUGCACCAUUCCCAGGAAGUUGUGGGAAGGUUGUAUGGUAAAUAACCAUAGGACAACCACUCUCUCACCAAGGUCUAAGAUACAUAUGGUUCUCAGAACGUUGUGUGCUUGCUGGGAGUAUUGUCUGAUUCACAGUGCAGGGCCGGGCCAACUGUACUGGACUGACCUGAUGACACGUCCACCAUAGCUGCUGAAACCAUGUUGGAAAGGAUCAUGUGAAGAUAAAAUAUCAGAGCCAGUACAGUUCAGGUCGUUGCUAUAGUGUGAAUCAGACAUCAGUCAAACGGCUGGUGGACCCAGAGAACUGAGGUUGAGAAACACUGUAGAGUAGAAGUGCUGAUCUAGGGUCAGGUCCUCCCUGUCCAUAAUAAUGAUAUAUUAUGAUGCAAACGGCUAAACUGAUCCUAGAUCAACACCCUUACUCUGAGACGCUUGAUAAUAGGGUUCCUGAUCACUGUCAUGUAUGAUCUGCUCCAGAACACACUGUACACAGUACAGGUUAUUAUAGGCAUGUUUAACUUGUACCACCUGUUCUCAACAUAACAAUGCAUUGAUUGGAGGUUUAUAUUUACAGUUGCUGUUGAGGGUUUAUGAAUAACCUCUUCUACAGUAUAUGUUGACUGUAUUUACACAAAUGAUAGAGAGAUAUAUUAUACUAUAUAUUUCAUAUUUUUUGAGGGAACUGUGUGUAAAAAAGAAAUAAUACAAUUUGAAUGUUUUUGGUA